Messenger RNA from Esox lucius (northern pike), 2627 nucleotides. It is a transcript of the gene ppp1r8b, whose product is annotated as protein phosphatase 1, regulatory subunit 8b. Gene Ontology annotation, molecular function: mRNA binding; protein binding; protein serine/threonine phosphatase inhibitor activity. The record is from RefSeq and is a predicted model, not a curated record. Lineage: Eukaryota; Metazoa; Chordata; Actinopteri; Esociformes; Esocidae. Gene Ontology annotation, cellular component: nuclear speck. The transcript is spliced from 7 exons. The coding region runs from base 277 to 1329 and encodes 350 amino acids.
CGUUCACUGAUUUAAUUUCACGCUUAAGUUUCAUGUUUUACCUCUGACCUUUUUUACGAUCAUAACAGUUUACGAAUAUAUUUUCUUACGAUCCUAACAAUACUUACGCUUAACCUUUUGGGAGAUAUCUAACUCCAUGGCGUUCUCGCUAAGACUGUUAGGGCUUUGGGCUGUCCCACUGUCAACGCUCUUUUUACCCACAAAAACUACAACUCCCAACGUAAGAUAACAUUUUACCCAUCAUUCAACGGAUUGAUGAAUGGAGAAUGAGGCAACAUGGCGACAAAUAAACCUGCUGUAAACUUACCUUCUUUUGAUUGUCCAACAUGGGCAGGCAAGCCCCCUCCAGGACUACAUUUGGACGUGAUGAAAGGUGACAAAAUGGUCGAGAAACUGAUUAUUGACGAGAAGAAGUGCUACUUAUUCGGGAGGAACCCAGACAUGUGCGACUUCACCAUCGACCACCAAUCAUGUUCGCGUGUGCAUGCUGCCCUGGUUUACCACAAGCACCUGAAGAGGGUGUUUCUUAUCGACAACAAUAGCACGCAUGGUACCUUCCUGGGACACAUCCGCCUGGAGCCCCACAAGCCUCAGCAGGUCCCCAUAGACUCCACCAUGUCAUUUGGGGCGUCCACACGAGCCUACGUCAUCCGGGAGAAACCUCAGAGCCAGCAAGGGACCAAUGCCGGGGAUGGCAAGGCCGGGGAGGAUGAGGAGGGCUCUAAGGGUCUCCUAGGAUUACCAGAGGAGGAGACUGAGCUCGAGAACCUGACUGAGUUCAACACGGCCCAUAACAAGCGCAUAUCCACCCUGACAAUCGAGGAGGGCAACCUGGAGAUUCAGAGACACAAGAGGAAGCGGCGGAACUCCAGAGUUACCUUCAACGAGGAUGACGAAGUCAUCAACCCAGAGGACAUCGACCCCUCAGUUGGGCGCUUCAGAAACAUGGUGCAGACGGCAGUCGUUCCUAUAAAGAAACACAAAAUGGAGAGACACAGCUCUCUGAAUAUGGACGACGUGGUGACGAGGCGUAUCCACAACUACACCUUCAGUGGCGGAUUGUACGGGGACCUGCCACCGACCAGCCACGAUGGCCAACCCGCUGGGGCCCAGAGUGGAGCCACCAUCUUGGGGGGACUCCCACUACCCUUUCCCAACCCAGCCCCAGAGGUGGACCUGGCCCCGGAUGCCCCUCAGCCCCCUGUCACCCUCAACCCUGUCCCCGUCACAGGCCCCUAUUCUUCGGAGGGCCUCAACGAGCCCCGCAAGAAGAAAUAUGCCAAAGAGGCAUGGCCGGGCAAGAAGCCUACCCCGUCCCUACUCAUAUGACCCUCACCCUGUGGCUCUUUUAGUUCACCUGUCCUCGAUUCCUUGUGUCCCUUCUCAGAAAGCACUGGCAGAGAAAAUCCAAGGCCAUCUCUUGGGCCUUAUAUCCUACAUUAAUUUGGGACAGGUGAGGAGAGAAGACAUGGGGAAUCCAGGAGAGACGUAACAGAGCCUGUGUAGUACAGGUGGAGCUGACUCAGGGUAUGGGUGGGGAUAUCAGGACCAUGAUAGAGGUGGAUCCAUUUACUUUGGACUGUUUUUGUUGGUGGCUUUUAUAGUUUUUCGUCAAGGUUUUCUACUUUACGUAUGUUUCUGAAAGACUAUCCAAAAGACUUCAGUAGUACAUUCCAUGAAGAAACAAAAGCCGCUCCUUUCGAACUCAAUGUUUGAUCAGUAUUCCAAACAAUUGUAAAAAAUAAAUAAAUAACAAAACCCAGUUGGCAGACCAAGUCAGUUGUUCAGGUAAGAGUAACUUGGUGAUAUGUAUUAUCCCAUGCAAGUGAUGUUCACUGUUUUAUAGUCGGCAUUGUUAUAUGGUUGAUCGUUUUUAUUACCAUCUCAACUUCCUGUUAGGUCAGUCUUUGGAUGUAGUAUUUCUGCUCACUGAAACAAGUGUAUUCUUCUAAUGUAUAUUUUUUUUUAACUGAAAAAAGCAGUUUUAUACGAAUUUGUUUAUUAUAGGAAUUAUUGGCAUAAUGCGGUUGAGAUUCUGAAAACAAAAGAUAUUUUCUUUCUACAGACAGAACUUUUUUAUAUUUUUUCAGUGCUUUCAGAAGGAGUGCUGUGGGGCGAAGAGAACGUUUAGAUGUUGAAUCAGUUUACAUUAACCCUUCAAUCUCGGCAAUAAAACAGUUAAGACUGCUUAUUGUUUUUUAAUACUGUCAGACUUAUCAAAAAGAUCAGCAUGACCUGUCAAUUACAACUCUGCCUAAUUGUUAUCCUGUAGGCCUCUAGAGGGUGAUAUUCAGCAGUUAGUAAAGAGGUUGGUCAUGAGUUGGGACAAAUCUGCUGAUGCAAUUUGAUGUUGAGUAUAGUGCUACAUGCCUUUUGAAAUGCUUUGAUUUCAUUACAAAACGUGGGCCUGCAGCAGGACCAAAAGAAUGACCUCCUUUAUCAAAAUAACUGAAUUUUCAUACCAGCAGACACCCCAUUUACUGGUUAAUUGUGAUAUUUGAGCAAGAGUGAGCAAUGCUUUUUGUAUCCAUUUUGUACGGCUGGACAUGAGCACCCCAACCCUUUUUCCUUUCAGAUGUUGGCUUUUUUAAAUAAUACACUAAAUAAAAAAAAUGUUGACAAACAUG